UCGUUCUAUCACAAGUAUCUAUUUACAUUGUUAUGAAGUCGCACUGACACAUCGAAAGAAUUAUUUUGUUAGAAUGGGUUGCUGUAAAUUAUUUUAAAGCAACUUUAUAGAAGUGUUGACCAUUAUUAGUUUAGUGGAUCAAGUUCUUUGUAAAAGUAUCUUCGGUAUGGCUUCACGGAACCCACAUACCCUUAUGGCACUGCCAAGUGAAGAAAGCUUUGACUUCCUCUUCAAAGUUGUUUUGAUUGGAGAUUGUGGAACUGGGAAAACUUGUUUAGUGGAACGUUUUAAGACUGGAAAUUUCAUCGAACGACAUGGAAAUACGAUUGGGGUAGACUUCUCUAUGAAAACUAUAAAUAUAGAAGGAAAAGCAACUAAGCUUCAAAUUUGGGAUACUGCCGGGCAAGAACGCUUCCGCACAAUUACACAAAGCUAUUAUCGCUCUGCGAAUGGGGUUAUAAUUGAUUUCCUGACUGAAGAGUUACUCCGACUUCUAGGACGCUUAUCCUUGCUCCAGGGCGCCCAUCCGCCUCCAUAAUUGAAAAAAUCUCCGCCAUGAUGCCAAUACCGUGCAAGCAGAUAAAGAAGAGGCUAUUCGUCUUAGUCAAAGCAAGCCGCUUAAUAAUUGUAGUAAUUCUUGUAAUGUUACAUAAAGACACGAUUACUUUAAUUUAAAAGAUUCUCGAAAUUUGUUUGUGAUUAAUUUUAAUUUUUUUUAUAAAAUAAUUUUUUCAAUAAUUAUAUUUAAUUAGUAGUAUUUAGUCAACGCAGUACUCUAGUAAAAGUAAAUAUUGUAUUAAAUAUAUAACAGAUAAUGUUCGUACUUCAUGUGUGCAAAUGUGUACAUGUAAUUUGCUUAUAGCAACACGAUAAAAACAUGCAAGGUCAAUUUUCAUUCUAUGGAGAUGUGAAUAAAGAGUGAAAAGACUAUUAUGCUCCUCAACUGACAAAAUUUAUUAAAUAAGGAAGCACUAGAUUUUCACGAAAAUUACUUUUAACCGAGAAAAUAAAAAAAAUAACUUUUAUAAGCCAAAAAA
Messenger RNA from Rhagoletis pomonella (apple maggot), 1037 nucleotides. Its product is annotated as ras-related protein Rab-43-like. Gene Ontology annotation, cellular component: trans-Golgi network. The record is from RefSeq and is a predicted model, not a curated record. Gene Ontology annotation, molecular function: GTP binding; GTPase activity. Lineage: Eukaryota; Metazoa; Arthropoda; Insecta; Diptera; Tephritidae. The transcript is spliced from 4 exons. Bases 167 to 538 code for a protein of 123 amino acids.